GCGCCACCGUGUGGUAAAAGUGACGCAUUGUCUCUCAGGUAUUAAGCGCAUAAUCUUUUGAUCUUGUAAAGUCGCCUGUCUUCAGAUGCCCCCAGCAAGACUUACUUUAGCUCACAGUAAAAUGAAGUCAUGUCUUAUGAAAUUAUGCAGACUGCUUUGUUCAGUGUUGACUUUACCCCUAGGUCUACUGGAGCUCACAGGCCUGUACGGUUUGUACAAACGCUUGUUUCCCCUGCUUGCCUACAAUAUAACAUUUUCAUACAACGAUAAAAUGCACAAAACCAAGAGGGACCUGUUCCGACACGUGGCCAAAUUUGCAAACACCGACGGGACUCUUCGGCUGCUGGAGAUCGGCUGUGGCAGCGGGGCCAACUUCAAGUUUUACCCGUACGGCUGCACGGUGACCUGCACCGACCCCAACCCGCACUUCGAGAAGUACCUGCGGAUGAGCAUGGACGCGAACAUGCAUCUGACUUAUGAUGCGUUCAUGGUCGUCUCUGGAGAAGACAUACAGGGGGUACGGGACGAGUCAGUGGACGUUGUUGUUAGCACACUAGUGCUCUGUUCUGUCAGUGAUGUGCGGCGGGUGCUGCAGGAGGUCCGACGCAUCCUCAGAACAGGUGGAGCUUUCUUCUUUUUGGAGCAUGUAGUCUCAGAUCCCUCCUCCUGGACGCACUUCCUCCAGCAUGUGUUUGAGCCUCUGUGGUACUAUCUUGGAGAUGGAUGCACGAUAACCAGAGCAACAUGGAGAGAGUUAGAGGCCGCUGGUUUUUCUGAACUUCACCUAAAACACAUUGAGGCCCCAGAAGUUAGUCUCAUGAUAAGACCACAUAUCAUGGGAUAUUCCAUUAAAUGACUGCAUGGGGGAAUGGGCAGACUUCAUUGUGCCUCUUACGGGUUCAUAAUUAUGAGAAUUUUACGAACUACACG
This is a messenger RNA of Epinephelus lanceolatus (giant grouper), 930 nucleotides long. RefSeq names its product thiol S-methyltransferase TMT1B-like. Gene Ontology annotation, molecular function: S-adenosylmethionine-dependent methyltransferase activity. The record is from RefSeq and is a predicted model, not a curated record. Lineage: Eukaryota; Metazoa; Chordata; Actinopteri; Perciformes; Serranidae.